This is a messenger RNA of Pangasianodon hypophthalmus (striped catfish), 596 nucleotides long. Its product is annotated as trypsin inhibitor ClTI-1. NCBI's taxonomy places the organism in Eukaryota, Metazoa, Chordata, Actinopteri, Siluriformes, Pangasiidae. The coding region runs from base 172 to 414 and encodes 80 amino acids. Gene Ontology annotation, molecular function: serine-type endopeptidase inhibitor activity; protein binding. The transcript has 4 exons. The record is from RefSeq and is a predicted model, not a curated record.
AGAAUGUGGUCUUUCAGCACUGAAAUUAUAAAGUGGGGUUUUUGUGGUUUUGUCACAGAGGCACUUUGUGAAUACUCUCAUCUGACGUGAACAAAUAAGAGGUGGAGUGUCUGGGUGUAUACGUGGACCUGACCCUCAUUCCAGCCUGAUCUCAGUGUCGGACAGUUCAUCAUGUUUGUGCGGAUCUUUCUCUUGCUUCUCUCUGUGGCUGCUUUGACUAGAGCAGCUGUUGUUCCAAGGAAUGCACAAUCAGCAGAGGCUGCUUGCAAAAGAUAUGUCCUCCCAAUGUGCACGCGCGAGUAUGACCCUGUGUGCGGGUCCGAUGGGAAGACCUAUGCAAACGAGUGCAUGCUCUGCUUUGACAACAUGUUUUAUCAGCGCAACAAUUACAUAGUCAAAAAAGGGGGAUGUUGAAACAGCUGUGCUGAAAUGUUCAGAGUAUGUGUGAGCUGGAAUUAUAAUGCAUGUCCUGAUUAUAAUCUGUCUUUUAAUAUGGAAUGUCCUUUCUCAUGCCUGUUUUAGAUUUGUCCUUUUCCCUAUAAGUUUUGGGUUUUAAUUCAUAAUUAUAUAUUAAAGACCUGAAGAUUUCCAACCAA